Molecule: messenger RNA, 1212 nt
Organism: Emiliania huxleyi CCMP1516
Lineage: Eukaryota; Haptophyta; Isochrysidales; Noelaerhabdaceae
Exons: 4
Coding region: 1-1212 (403 amino acids)
Source: RefSeq, a predicted model, not a curated record
AUGCCAGGCAUCGCAGCUGUGGUCUACGACAUGGGCGGCCGCGGGCCUGGCGGCCGGACCUGCUCACGCCCGGUCGACGGUCAGGGAGGCAGCUUCUCGCCUGCCGAUCGCGGCGGGCGGUCGUCGCUGUCGGAAGCGCACGCGGACAAGGACCUCACCUUUGACCACGGCGCGCAGGCGUUCACCGUCUCGCAUCCCGAGGGCCGGUUUGUGGGUCGCUGGGAAGGGACGUUUGGCAAGUUGGACGCGAGUACCGGCGCCUUUGUCGCUGGCGUGGCCGCCGCCGACAGCGACGACACCGUCUUUGGUCUGCUCGGCGGCUCUGGCGCCUCCGCAGCAGAUCGCUUCGUCGGAGUGCCGUCGAUGGGGGCGCUCGCACGUGGCAUCCUCUCGGACGCUGCCGCCUCUCCGGCAGCCGGCUCGACGCUGACGUCUCUCUUUGGCGCCAAGGCGACGGGCGUGACCUACUCUGGAGAGGGCGAGGGACCGGCCGGUGCGCGCUGGACCGUCAAGUCGUCUGACGGCGUCAGCCGCCACUUUGACGCCGUCGUCACCGCGGGACACGCUGCGUCGUUUGCGGCGCAGGCGGCGGCCAGCCUGCCAGGAGGCGGCGGCAGCGGCGGCAGCGUGAGCGUCGACGCGCUGCGCGGCGUCUCGUACCCUGCCGGCUGCAGCCCGCUCUACUCGCUCCUCGUCGCCUUUGAAUCGCCGCUCGGCGACGCGGCGCCAUUCGACGGAGCGGGCGUCGCGUCCUCGGACGAUCUGCGGUGGAUCUCGCGUGACUCGUCAAAGCCGUCGCGGCAGCGGUCCGACGGGCUCGAUCUCUGGGCGGGGAUCACGCGCGCGCCGCUCGGGCUGGAGCCGCCGUGCGCCAGCUGGGAGGAGUACGGCCUCUUCGCGUGCGGCGACUGGGCGGCCAAGGAGGCGAAGGUCGAGGAGGCUGCCCUCUCCGGUUUGGCGGCCGCGCAGGCGUUUCGCGAGAGCAGGUGGUGGGACGCCCCCGGCCGUGAGGCGGCCGCUGAGGAGCGGUGCCUCGUCACCGCCGGCCGCGCGACGCUUUGGCCAGAGGGUGGCGGGCCGCCGGUCGAGAUUGCAAAGGGGGACUGGGUCACCUUCCGCCGCGGCUUCCAAUGCACGUGGGUCGUCAACGAGGACAUCGCCAAGCGAUACGCCUACUUUGACGCCGAGGGCGCGGAGCUCGCGUGCGAGUGA